UUUGAGUAUUGACGAGCAUCAUGAAGAUGAAGAAAAAGAGCGUUCCAAGCGAGCCAUUUUCGCAUGGAUGGAAGCUGGACAAAGAGCAAAGCCGGCGGAUUUCAGACCGCAUGAGUACACUUCACAACCUACAGAUGACGAGGGUCAGAUGACAGAGUCUUUUCACCAAAUCUCUUCACCGAGCGCCCCCCAGGAAGAAAGCCCAGUUCAAAAUCCUGAAUGCAGGGAUGAUUUGAGUGAGGAUACUGACGUGAUCCGACUAGAGAAGCAUGGUAUUGAAGUAAGAAUUCCACCAAAUGGAGCUUACAGCGCAAAAGAUGUCACCGUCGAACCAAUCUUUGACAUUCCACCUGAGUUGGUGCUGAAGGAAACGGAAGCUAUUAUUUCCUUUGGCUUGAGAAUGUCGCCCUCCGAUGCAACCUUUGACAAUCCGGUGACAGUAACGAUGCCCCAUUGUGGUAUAUUCACAAAGCCAGAGGCUGCAAAAGUCGUCACUUAUUAUCGAAAGAGUGCUUCUGAAAGUUUUACAGCGAUUCCUUCUUCCAACGGUAGCCCACGAUGUGCUGUAAGACAUCGCGACCUAGAUGUCCACAUAAACCACUUCUCCGAAUUCUGGAUUGUAGCUAUCAUCACAUGGGUAUUCAUCGGAAAACGUGUUAUUUGUACACCGUACAUUCCAGUGUCAACUCCGAGAAAUGCUGAACACGUGUUGUUUGUCCAUGUAAGGAAUGCAAACAUUGAAAAAGAGGCCAACAAAACCCUUGGGUUGCUGCGGAGAACCCUGUCACCAUGCACCAAGGAUGUGAAGUCAAGAGCGUACACAGCCCUGGUUCGACCGCAGCUAGAGUAUGGCGCUGAAGCCUGGAACCCCCACACUUCUGGUGCUGCCGAAGGUCUGGAAAGAGUACAGAAAACAGCUGCUCGUUUUGUCUUCCGCGACUACCGAAGAUCCACGUCGGCUACAGGGCUUGUUUCCCAGCUGGGAUGGGAUAAACUGCACACACGUCGUCUUCUAGCACAAAGCACCAUGCUCUUUAAAAUACACCACCAGCUAGUCAACAUUUGUCUUCCUCACCUCAUAACUAAAGCUACAUACAUCAGCAGAAGAGACCACACACUCAAGCUCUCUGUUCCUGUGGCAACAAUAGACUCCUACAAGUACUCAUUUUACCCCCGCACCAUUCGCAUCUGGAAUCAACUACCAGCCACAGCAGUUACUACCCCAACAGUUGCUGCUUUCCAGAUGAUCGCCCUCCCUGUCAUCAGAGGGUUGGAACCUCCUGUAGGUUCCAGAAUGCUGUAA
Messenger RNA from Strongylocentrotus purpuratus (purple sea urchin), 1303 nucleotides. RefSeq lists its product as uncharacterized. Lineage: Eukaryota; Metazoa; Echinodermata; Echinoidea; Camarodonta; Strongylocentrotidae. Gene Ontology annotation, molecular function: netrin receptor activity. Gene Ontology annotation, cellular component: membrane. Gene Ontology annotation, biological process: netrin-activated signaling pathway. The transcript has 4 exons. The coding region runs from base 68 to 1303 and encodes 411 amino acids. The record is from RefSeq and is a predicted model, not a curated record.